Auxenochlorella protothecoides is the source of this 369-nucleotide messenger RNA. RefSeq lists its product as hypothetical. The coding region runs from base 1 to 369 and encodes 122 amino acids. NCBI's taxonomy places the organism in Eukaryota, Viridiplantae, Chlorophyta, Trebouxiophyceae, Chlorellales, Chlorellaceae. The record is from RefSeq and is a predicted model, not a curated record. The transcript has a single exon.
AUGGGCGCGGGUGACAGGGGGUCGUUCGUGGCCAUGGCGGAGACAGCCGACCGCCAGGGCGCCCGGGUCCCGGCUGCCGCCUGGAAUCGGGCUUGCGCCGUUGGAUGCAUCGUACUGCGCUGCAAAGUGAACGAUUUCAGUAAUGCAUGUGCUGCAUGCGCCUGUGCGUCGUCACUUGCCAUGGAACAUGUGCUCCUGGUUUGCGCAGAUGCCUGGGCGCGAAGACCAAUCUUCCUCGACACCGGGCAGGCUGGCCAUGCUCUGGCCAUGCGCAGCAGGAGAGUCAGCAGGCCCUCACACAGUGCGGUCCCUCCGUGCUUCCCUGAUCACUGGUUCUUACGCCACCAGAGUGAUACAUGCAAUUAUUGA